UAAAGUAGAGGGCGUCGUUGUCAGCUGUCAUGUCUAAGUUCAUUUCGGGAUCGUUCAAUUUAAAAGGGUUAAUAAAAUUAUUGAAAAAAAUUGCAAUUAUGAGCGAAAAAUCUGAUUCUGUUGUGAUAAUUAAAGCAAACCCUGUUCGUAAGGUAUUUAAAGCUCCAGUUAAAAUAAAUAAAAUACCUGAAGAAAUUUUAAACGAUCCAUUGUUAAAUGCAGCAAUUGCUGCGUUACCCUGUAAUUACAAUUUUGAAAUACACAAAUCAGUAUGGAGAAUUAGGGAAGUCAAAGCUAAAAGAGUUGCAUUACAAAUGCCUGAAGGACUUCUAAUGUAUGCUACAACUAUAGCUGAUAUUAUUGAAGACUUUACAGAUGCAGAAACUAUUAUAAUGGGAGAUGUUACUUAUGGAGCAUGCUGCAUAGAUGAUUAUACUGCAAAAGCAUUAGGUGCAGAUUUUUUAAUUCAUUAUGGUCAUUCUUGCUUAAUACCAAUUGAUCAAACUGUUGGUAUUAAAGUACUUUAUAUAUUUGUUAACAUAAAAAUUGAUACUUCACAUUGUAUUGAAUGCUUACAAGCUACAUUAUCAAUUACAACAAAAAUUGGACUUGUAAGUACUAUACAAUUUGCUGGCACAUUACAAGCAAUUGCAAUGGAGAUGAGAAAAAAUGGUUAUGAAGUAUCUACUCCACAAAGUAAACCAUUAAGUCCUGGCGAGAUUUUAGGUUGUACAGCACCACAGAUUCGAUGUGCUGAUGUAGUUAUCUAUGUAGGAGAUGGUAGGUUUCACUUAGAAGCAGCAAUGAUUGCUAAUCCAAAAUUAAGGGCAUUUCGAUAUGACCCCUAUGAGAAGAAAUUGACAGAAGAAUUUUAUGAUCACGAACAGAUGCUAAAAACUAGAUUAGCAGCAAUUGAACAUGCAAAAGAGAUUGGAAGAUUUGGAUUAAUACUUGGUACUUUAGGAAGACAAGGAAAUCUUAAUGUUUUGAAAAAUUUAGAAACUAGAAUUAAUUUAUUGGGAAAGAAAAAUGUUAUUAUAUUGCUCUCAGAAAUAUUUCCAGAUAAAAUUAAAUUAUUUAAAGGCGUUGAUGCUUUUAUACAGAUUGCAUGUCCACGAUUAAGUAUAGAUUGGGGAACAGCAUUUGAAAAACCUUUUCUCACACCAUAUGAAGGAGCUGCUGCUUUAAAAAUGAUAAAUUUUAAUAAUGAUAAGCCAUAUCCUAUGGAUUUUUAUGCUUCAGCUAGUCUUGGACCAUGGACUCCUAAUUACAAAGAGUCUGAAUUAGAAAAACAAACUAACACUUGUUGUGGUAAAUGUAAAGAUAAAACAUAAAUAAUAAAGAUUCAUUUAUAUUUAACUUAA
Bombus terrestris (buff-tailed bumblebee) is the source of this 1364-nucleotide messenger RNA. RefSeq names its product 2-(3-amino-3-carboxypropyl)histidine synthase subunit 1 (gene Dph1). The record is from RefSeq and is a predicted model, not a curated record. The transcript has 5 exons. Lineage: Eukaryota; Metazoa; Arthropoda; Insecta; Hymenoptera; Apidae. Gene Ontology annotation, molecular function: 2-(3-amino-3-carboxypropyl)histidine synthase activity. Bases 30 to 1334 code for a protein of 434 amino acids. Gene Ontology annotation, biological process: protein histidyl modification to diphthamide.